AUGUUGGUUCCGGAAAAUCAGCAACAACGGAAUGGGCAUGUUAUUUCUAUGUACCUGGCAACUUGCGGAGCUAAUGGACAUUUACUAGGCUCCGACGAGAAGGAGAUUAUCUAUUUAGUAUUUGGUAUCAUCGAUUUACAAAUUAAAGAGAUUAUCGGAAUUAAACAAUAUCUAGUAAGGCCUAGUAGUGGAUUUCAAUGCAAUUCACUAAAAAGUCCAUCACCAAACACAAGUGCUGCUUCAUCAGAAAGUGGCAGUAUACCAUCCACAUCGUACACAGAGCCGCUGAUAGCUGAAGCUGUUUUACAAGCGAACGGAAGAGCGCUCAACGAUGUGAUUAAUGAUUUUGACACAUACCUACGUUCACUAAAAAUCGAUCAGAACAAUAUAUGUUUGGUGACCGAUGGCCAACAACCACUAAGGCAGUGCCUACAUCCCGAAUCUGGUGCCAAAGAUAUUCAUUUACCAUCGUAUUAUUGGAAAUUCAAUGAUUUAAGGAAGGAGUAUGGAUGCUCAAAGUCUGCUGAUUUAUCUAAUUCCACCGUACCAAUUGCUGACGUAAAGUUGCCAAAUAUGCCUGCUGUUUCCACAACUCAGUCAAUAUCAUUAACAGACAUUUUGAAUGAAAUGGAACUGAAACCUUGUGCAGAUAGCGAUUUUUAUAUCAAAGAAUCUAGAGAUAUGAUCACAAUUGUGCAAUCAAUGAUAAUUGCAGGUCACAAUUUUAAUCCGAAUGAGAUUGUCAAUCAAUCACUAGAACCUGGAAUUUGCUCAAUCGAUGAUGAAAUAGAUGGUAAUUGUAUAGUGCGUGCUAGAGGACUUCCAUGGCAAAGUAGUGAUCAAGAUAUAGCAAAAUUUUUCCGUGGUUUGAAUGUUGCUAAAGGUGGAGUUGCUUUAUGUUUAUCUCCACAAGGACGUCGAAACGGUGAAGCAUUAAUUAGAUUCGUUUCGCAAGAACAUAGAGACAUGGCACUUAAAAGACACAAGCACCACAUCGGAUCGAGAUACAUUGAGGUGUAUCGAGCCACCGGAGAAGACUUUUUGGCUGUGGCUGGUGGAGCUUCCAAUGAAGCACAAACAUUUUUAUCAAAAGGUGCACAAGUAAUCAUAAGAAUGCGAGGUCUUCCAUAUGACUGUACUGCUAAUCAAGUGUUGGAAUUUUUUGCAAAUGGCGAGAAUUCAUGCAAAGUGUUGGACGAAUCGGAAGGAAUUUUAUUUGUUAAGAAGCCUGAUGGACGUUCGACUGGUGACGCAUUUGUGCUAUUUUCUGACGAAAGUGAUGCACCGAAGGCUCUUUCAAAGCAUCGAGAAUCUAUAGGACAGCGAUAUAUUGAAUUGUUUCGUUCAACAAUAGCUGAAGUUCAACAGGUUCUCAAUCGCUCAAUGGAUCCGAAAACGUAUGAGCAAAAUACUCCAAAACCACCACUUAUUGCUCAAAUACCACCAACAAUCGCACAAAUGCCAAUGUUACCGCAACACGUUAUCACCAGUGGAACUGAGAAGAAUUGCAUUCGAUUACGUGGAUUGCCGUACGAGGCAAAAGUGGAACACAUUUUGCAUUUUCUUGAGGAUUUCGCCAAGCAUAUUGUAUAUCAAGGAGUACAUCUGGUUUAUAAUGCACAAGGUCAAUUUAAUGGAGAAGCUUUUAUUCAAAUGGACAGUGAGUCAGCAGCUCAGGCAUCGGCACAACAAAAGCAUCAUAAGCACAUGAUGUUUGGAAAGAAGCAGCGAUACAUCGAAGUCUUUCAAUGCUCAGGUGAAGAUAUGAAUAUGGUGUUGAAUGGAGGUUAUCAUCAAUAUCAAUCCUCGCCUACCAUUAGUGCUAAGCCAAUAUCAUCGGGAAAUUCGAUGCUAGCACCAGCAUUUCCAGGAUACAAUCAAUAUCCACAACCAACACCAAUUUAUUCAUCACCUCCACAAAUAUUCUACUUUGCUGGAUAUCCAAGUGGUCCGAUUUCUCCUACAUACAUUCAACCUUUACCAAUUCCCCCACAUGCAUUCCAUCAUUUCCCACCAGAUAGGCCUACUUUGUUUCCUCAAAUGGAUGUCGAAAUGCAAGUAAUUCCCCCAUCAACAUCAUCGCAAUCAUCUCCAUCAAUUCAGCAACAACAACAGCAGCAGCAGACACCACCAAUGAAACAACAUCAAAUGGCAUCGCCUGCAGGACAAUCAGUUCAACAGCAGCAACAACAGCCUUUACCAAAUCAAGUUAAAGUAACGACAAAUUUUAAUUUUCAAUAUGACGACAAUGGCAAUUUAGGACGUGUUGAUGUUAGUAAAGCAUUAUGCUAUCAAUCUCAAGAAAUUUCCAAUAAUGUAGUAACAAAAAAGGUUUUAGUGAUGCAUCAAAAGAAGGCACCAAUCCUUUUAACAGGACCAAAUAUUGAACAACAAGAACAAACAACACCGCAACAUUAUAUAGAUUGUAACAAUAAUAAUAUGAAUCCUCUUCCCCAACUUCAGUCGACUGUCAUUGACACAGCACAUUUACCGCCUCCUUCACAACAAAUAUUUACACCAAAAAAUAUGAACCCGCAGUUUAUACAGCCACCUUUUAUUAAUCAUCUCAACUGGAACCCGCAGUUUCAGUAA
Molecule: messenger RNA, 2592 nt
Organism: Chironomus riparius
Lineage: Eukaryota; Metazoa; Arthropoda; Insecta; Diptera; Chironomidae
Source: the annotation of a GenBank genome assembly